AUGAUUAUAGAUUUAACAGAUAACUCAAGUUAUGCAAAAUAUGGAAAUCAUGGAGCAUUAAUGAUUAAUUUUCAAGUAAAAUUUUUGGAUCCAAAUAUUAAUCCAAGUAUAUUUGUUGAAGUUUCUGAUCCAGCAACUGUUUACUCGAUGGAGAAUAUGUCUUCGGCAUUUUUACAAUCAAUUGCAAUGGCUAACACUUAUCAAGUAUUACCUUCUGACACUACUGAUAUUUAUUUGAGUCGAAAUAUCAGGAAAUUUAUAAUACCAAGUUGGAAAGCCACUAUGGGACUUACCCCAGAUUAUGAAAUAACAACUUACUUAACUACAAGAAAAACUACAGAACGAUUCAGUACUACGCAGUUUGCAAGCAUGUUUAUUAUUUCUAUUUAUGCAGAAUAUGAUAAAACUAUUAUUGAAACUGAAGAAAGUUCUCUUGGAUUACUUGGUGGUGCCUGGUCAAUUGCUAUAGUUGCUUAUAAAUUACUUUUCGAGAAAGAAAUUAAUGAUUUAGAAUUAUUUUUAAGAGAUUAUGUGGUUGAAGUACAACAAUUGGAUAAAGUUUAUGAAAAUUUUGAAACUAAUAAAAAUAAUAAAAAUAUUUAA
Molecule: messenger RNA, 603 nt
Organism: Dentiscutata erythropus
Lineage: Eukaryota; Fungi; Glomeromycota; Glomeromycetes; Diversisporales; Gigasporaceae
Source: the annotation of a GenBank genome assembly